AUGACAAAGCUAGCAGAACUGGUUGCUGUGUCCAAACGCGACGAUUCUUCAAAGGACCUUGCGACUAGAAUGGAGCUUAUGCUGAAGUCGCGUGGGAAGAGUCUGCCAGAUGAACUUCUACAAAGUCCGGAAUUGAACACGUUUGUGGCUUUUGGAAAGCUGUUACAUGAAGAUGAGCAAAACAAAUGGAAAGACGUCUUGCUAGACAAAUGGAUGAGUAAAGAGCCUGAUCUGUCGACACUAGAGAAGAUUUUUGCAAAGCACAGUAAUGGCAUUAACGCGGAAGCUGUGCGAGUAUUAAAACUUCGACUGCUGGAGAAGAUUAAAGAGGAGAAGCUGGAUUAG
Peronospora belbahrii is the source of this 345-nucleotide messenger RNA. The record is from the annotation of a GenBank genome assembly. Lineage: Eukaryota; Oomycota; Peronosporomycetes; Peronosporales; Peronosporaceae.